AUUUUGUAUGAUUUUAAUGCCCACUUACAUUUUUAAAUUCCAUCUUAUCCUGUAUGCCUUUAACAGGCCUGAGCUUCAAAAUGCAUGUUGGAGAUUACUCUGUGAAUGAAAUGUACAUAAUUUUUCAACCUUUUUUAAUUACUGUAAGAGAAACGACCAGUCCAAAAUGUGUUCACUCAUUUCUGUUAAAGUAAAGGAUUACACAAACGUAAUAAAUUGCAUUCUGAUUGAAGAGCAUGAUUGGGGUUGUGUUGCCACAUAGUUAAAACCCAGAAAAUCAUACUCGUAGUCACUAAUGUGAGAACAUCAAAUCCGUUAUAUUUUAACUGGUUGAUUUAAUUCACGUUUACGGCCGAUUAUCAAUUAGUUAUUCUCCAUUUCUCUUUCAGUAAAGAACGUAUUUUUGUUUUAUGUGUAUACUGUGUUUGGCAUGAUACAUCGUGGUUAGCACACAGUAUUCUGGAGAACGCAUGUUCAGAUCUCACCAGGGAAAUAUCCCGAUUCCAAAUUCGGUGUUUGACUGCCGUUGUUAUUCCCUUCAUGGAAAUAAUGUGAUAUACUUAUAGACGAGUGCUUAUUCAUCAUUAUCAAACCUCUGUUCACAGUCAUCUGCCAUUCCUUGUUGUAUAGCGUAUUCGGUCGUUUGUCAGCGUGUGACAUGAACAGUAAAUUCGCUAAAUGGCAGACGAUACCUAUUUCAUCUGCGCGAUAAAUAUAUACCUCCUCGCGACGUGUACAUGUCGGAGAUUAUUGCGAAUAAGUUCAUUAACUGGAACGUAUGUUUCUACCCUUUUUAUGGACUGUAUAUCGUCCUUUAAUAUUUUUUUUAUCUCUGAUAAUAUUCGGCUGUAGCAGACUUACAGUAUUUACAACUUCCAGUUCAGUAAAUUAGAACAAAAGUGUCAGUAUACGAGUAGGAAAUAGACUAUGUUCGGAGAUUCGAAAUCUACAUGAACAUGAUCAGGUAUAAAAUGAAAAUGGGCAUUAACGUCCAUAUAAGCGUAUCCGUAGACUGAUUGUCAGGUUGCAAUGUGGAAUGAAAGAAUUAGGCUUAAGAAAAAUAUAGGCUUUGGCUCGCAGGGGGGGGGUUACCUAAGCAUUCAAUACAAAUAAAGGUCAGAAUUCAAUGCAGUGGUUUGUGAAAGUCUGAUGCGUUCCAGUACUUCCAGGGCAACAUAGGCAACAGGCUUUUCCAGAUGAACCGUAUUCUCUUCUCUUCCGUGCUCGAACUCUUCGGUCUUGCAGAUAUCUCCCUUACAGAAUUUCUAAAAUAGAGUGCUUUUCAUGAUCCCAUCUGAACAAAAUUCUUCUAAUAUGCAAUAUUAACAUUUUAAAAGGUCCACGAGGUCAACGGUGGAGAUAUACAUCUAUUCCCCCCAUGUAUGCCUUCAUGGCAUAAUGAUUAACAAAUUGAGCAAAGGGGCAGGUUUAACUAUAUCUCCACAGGAGGAAAAAUUAUGAUACUCCUGUUUCAACAUCGAAAGUGUACUAUGAAAAGUACGAUGUUCUGGGAUGUUAUGCCUUGUAGUCUAGUAAAACUCUACCAUCGUUUUAGAGGAACGUACCUACUGUCUCCAUCUUCUGGUCGAAGAACCUGCUUGCUGCUUGUUUGGCGUACUCUUCUACCCUGAAGUAAGGGGCAGUAUGUCCCUCCAAAGAGAUGGGGCAAAUCUACCAGACUACACAGCCUAACAUCCCAGAAUAUAGUAUCCUUAAAAGAAUUUCAUAUUAUCUGACAUCUUCUUUGUUGCGGGAGACACCGAUUACGCGAACAACCAAUGCAGCUGGCACGCCUACAAACAGCCGAAAGAUAAAACAGUUUCUGGACUGCGGUACAUCAAACGAUUGAUGAGAGUGGAAGGGGUGUGAAUUAUCAUCUGCAGUGUAGUGUGAUGGAUCUGUAUCAGUCUUUCUACCAGCAUGUUCAGGUUCGCCAUGGAUGUCAACUGUUCCUUCCUUACGGGCAUUUGGCAAAAAUAUGGAGGUCGUGUGAGGAAGUUCGUCCGCUUCUCUGUGCUCCUGACAUGCACCAUUGUUGUCAUUGUACAGCUGUGUGAGUGUUUCUCCAAACUCUUUUCACCACCAAUAUCUUCUCACCUUCGUGUUGUGGUGAAUCAGAGCAUGACAUAUCCAGCAAUCACCAUCUGCCGUUAUCCAUCAUACAAACCUGAUGUUCUCCAGAAAUAUAACUUGCAAAAUGUCCGCACAACAAGUGACUGGGAAGAUUUCCCAUAUGAUAAAAUAACACUGGAAGAAUUCUGGAAUGAAUCCACAUAUAGAAUGGAUGAAGGAUACUUUCUUUCUGCCCUCAACGCACUUCGGCAGAGUGUACAAAUUAAGAGUACAUACUAUUUAAUAUGGGGUCAGUGCCACACAAUUUUGCCUCUCAUCCAAACUACGUCAUCAGGUAAAGGAAGUGGCUAUUCUGUGAUGCUUUAUCAAAAAGAAAUAUCAUACAUCCAUUCUGAGAAUGACCCAGAAGAAGGCUGGCACAUUUUUGUACAUCCUGCCACUGACCCUUGGACAGAGAGCACACAGGAAUAUACUGGAGAGGAUGAGAGCCUGCUUCUGGCAGUGGGAGAAGAACUGCAUGUGAGGAUUGGUGUACAGGAGUACCAUCUUGUGGACAAAGCAGAUGAUCACUGCAAUGCCAGUCUGGAUCACAGUCAUGAAGAGUGUGAGCAGCGAUGCAAGAUGAGGCAGCUAGUAAAAAAGAUAGGCUGUACAGGUCCAUGGAUACCUGAAGUUGAUGUUGACGUUCCUUUGUGUAAUGAAUAUGAAAUGUUGAAGAACCUACUGAAAGACUACAUUAACAACCUAACAUGUGAGCCACCAUGCUGUAACUGCAUUCGCCCAUGCCACUCACUGCAGUUUGUACCUUACAUAGUGAAACGUCAACCCAUGGAAACAACAGAGCCAAACCAUCGAUUCAGUCAACUUUAUCUGUUUUAUAAUUCUCGUAUGGUUCAAGUAGCAGAAGAACGCUUGGCUUAUGAUUGGUCUUUGUUUUUAUCAGAUCUAGGUGGAUCACUCGGUUUCUUGCUAGGUCUCUCAGUACUUGGAAUUAUUGGAAUUGUGGAGCGACUCAUUGACUUGCUCUAUGGCAGUCUCCAACCUCCAGAAAGGACUAUAGACCAUAUACUUACACCAAGACUGUCAGGCUUCAACAGUAACAAGGAUUCAGAUGAGAAUAUGGACUCCAUUUGUUGCAGAAGAGAGGAAAAAAUUUUCAGUUUACAUAAUAUGCAGACAAUGAAAUGUAAAAACAAACUUUCUUCACAGCCACAUGAAACUAAAUAUUAGUUGCCUGUAAUAUAUAGAGUAAUUAAAAAUAUCAGAAACAAGACUCCAUAAACACAUUCACACCAAAUGUCAUGACAAAGUGGUUGGCAUUCCUGCUUUGAGUUUUGGAGAUGACAGGUUCAAUUAUUGGUCUGGAGACUGACUAUCCUGGCAGAUUUUUAUGGUUUUGCUUGGUUUCAUGCAAAUGCUGGUUUAGUGACUUAGAUGAUUAUAUUAGUUCAUGUUAUUUAAGUCAUCCCAAGUGGAGAAAUCUGAUGAGUAACCGCAAAAUAAAUAAAUCAGCAUGCUCCUCCUCUCACUACAAGUCACAAGAUUGAUGAUGCUGCCAAGUACAUUUUCAGUAACAAGUUAGGAAUUGUAUGCACAACUUAAUAAUUCUGGUGCAUUCUGUCCCUUGUUUAUUCAUGUCAAAGUUCAUAAGACUUAUGGAAAAAGAGUACUGGGCAUAAAAUAAGUGUUUCAUUUUUUGCUACAACUUUUAUUGAAAACAUUUCUUCAUCCCAUACAUUUUCAAUGAAUUAUGUUCAAGAUGUGUGCAGCAUUGAAUGUGGAUCUUCACUUAAAAGUCUAGUACUGUUUUUUAACAAAAACUGGAAUGGUUUGACAGACUUUAGUAAAACUCUGCACUAUCAAAUUUAAUGAAAAUCCAUGUAGCAGAUUUAUCAUACAUGGACAGACAGACAUGGAAAAAGCUAACCAUCACAUUUCUUCAACUUUCCAUGGUAUAUGUCCCAAUAAAAAUGGAAUAAUAUACUUUUCAUAAUUUGUUUAGGACAGAAAAGUAAAAAAAAUAUUCGUUUUGUUAAGUGUUCAUCCAGCAAUAAAUGCUAAGGUUUUA
This is a messenger RNA of Cryptotermes secundus, 4141 nucleotides long. RefSeq names its product acid-sensing ion channel 1B (gene ppk17). The record is from RefSeq and is a predicted model, not a curated record. Gene Ontology annotation, cellular component: membrane. Lineage: Eukaryota; Metazoa; Arthropoda; Insecta; Blattodea; Kalotermitidae. The coding region runs from base 1921 to 3303 and encodes 460 amino acids. Gene Ontology annotation, biological process: sodium ion transmembrane transport. The transcript is spliced from 7 exons. Gene Ontology annotation, molecular function: ligand-gated sodium channel activity.